This is a messenger RNA of Brugia malayi, 483 nucleotides long. It is a transcript of the gene Bm363, whose product is annotated as putative 18.4 kDa protein T05H10.3 in chromosome II precursor, putative. Bases 1 to 483 code for a protein of 160 amino acids. The transcript is spliced from 5 exons. Lineage: Eukaryota; Metazoa; Nematoda; Chromadorea; Rhabditida; Onchocercidae. The record is from RefSeq and is a predicted model, not a curated record.
AUGUCAUUUCCUGCAAUUCUUAUUCUUUCAAUUUUAAUUGCCACGGAAGCACAUUCACAAUUUCGUAAAUUGGUAUGCUUAACGGAAGAUUCAAGCAGAAAAAGUGGCAAUGAAGCAUCAAAAUGCCAUUUAAUAUUAAAAGAUACGGAAUUUGAAGAACCAGGUCGAAUAGCACCAAAGGAAGCUGGAUGUUUUGCGGAAAAAUACAAUACUACAAUCAACCGUAGUUACUGCAAUAUUUUCUGCCCUAGUGCUCAUACCGUUUUCCACUCAGCAUUUGAACUUUUCCAUCCUUCUUGCUUUCAAUAUUACAAUUAUCAGUUGGUAGAGCGUGAAAAUGAUUGGUACGUGUGGAGAUCCGAUCGGUGCUUGAAUUCAACAGCGACAUUUUAUUUCGGUUGUAAAUUUAACGAACCCUUUCGCAAAAAAUAUCCAAGUGAUGGAGAAAUUUUCAAAAUUUUAAAGAGUCGACGAAAACCCUAG